Molecule: messenger RNA, 362 nt
Organism: Paramecium octaurelia
Lineage: Eukaryota; Ciliophora; Oligohymenophorea; Peniculida; Parameciidae
Source: the annotation of a GenBank genome assembly
GGUAGAAAAUUGAGCAUUUAUUAUGAGUGAAUACCGAACCAGGAGAAACCAAUACAAGCAGUCAACAGUUUUUUAGUACGGAUACCCUAUUCCAAAACAAUGUUGGAUUGAGUACAAACAUCUCAUCGAGUACUUUGAGACAUACAGCCCCUUUGAUCUCGUUUCCUAAGGCAAAUAGAUUUCACACUCAAACUCAAUUUCAAUUACCAACCAAAUUGGAAUUACCUUCACAAUUGGGAAAAAGGUUGUAAACAUUAAUUUUAUCAAUAUUUUCAGAUACACUCAAUAAGGUUUUGGGAAUAAGAAGGUGUUUCAAUACGAAUGGCAAAAGGUGAAUGCCAAGGAAUUCCCAAGUCCUGAUA